Hippopotamus amphibius kiboko is the source of this 12274-nucleotide messenger RNA. It is a transcript of the gene PLEKHG3, whose product is annotated as pleckstrin homology and RhoGEF domain containing G3. The record is from RefSeq and is a predicted model, not a curated record. The transcript has 19 exons. Bases 295 to 4431 code for a protein of 1378 amino acids. NCBI's taxonomy places the organism in Eukaryota, Metazoa, Chordata, Mammalia, Artiodactyla, Hippopotamidae. Gene Ontology annotation, molecular function: guanyl-nucleotide exchange factor activity.
UCCCGCGGUUGCUCCCGCUCGGCUCGGCCCCGACUUCCUGCCGGGCGCUGGGAAGGCGCGCGCGGGCCGGGGUCCCCGGGGGCCGUGCUCGCAGCUGGCCGCGCCCCGGCCGCCAAGGGGCUGGCGGUGGGCGGGAGCGGCCGGCAGCCUCGGCCCCUUCCCGCAGCGACUUUCAAACUCGCGCCCGCGUUGCGGCGGCACCUGGGUGGCUUCGCGCGCCUUGCGUCCCGGACCCGGCGGGGCGGCCACUGCUCGAACCUCCCUGGAGCGCCCCUGCCAGGCAGCGAUGCCAGGAUGCCCGUCUCUGCCUCCCUCCACCAAAAGGGCAGCCAGGAGCGGCCCGUGAGCCUGACCUCCACCACCUCGUCAUCGGGCUCCUCCUGUGACAGCCGCGGGGCCAUGGAGGAGCCCAGCGGCUCCGAGGCUUCGGCCGAGAACGGGGCGGGCUCCCCUCGCGGCCGGCAUCUCCCCAACAGCAGCAACAACUCCAGCGGCUGGCGGAGCGUGAGGGGGUCACUGUCCCCCUUCAACAGCCGGGCGUCGGGGGCGCCUGUGCACAAGCUCAGCUACUUGGGCCGUGUGGUGAGGGAAAUUGUGGAGACGGAGCGCACGUACGUGCAAGACCUGCGCAGCAUUGUGGAGGACUACCUCUUGAAGAUCAUUGACACGCAGGGGCUGCUGAACCCGGAGCAAGUCAGCGCCCUCUUUGGGAACAUAGAAAGCAUCUAUGCACUGAACAGCCAGCUGCUCAGAGACCUGGACAGCUGCAAUAGUGACCCCGUGGCUGUGGCCAGCUGCUUUGUGGAAAGGAGCCAAGAGUUUGAUAUCUACACCCAGUAUUGCAACAACUACCCUAACUCAGUGGCCGCCCUGACCGAGUGCAUGCAGGACAAGCAGCAGGCCAAGUUCUUCCGGGACCGGCAGGAGCUGCUGCAGCACUCGCUGCCCUUGGGCUCCUACCUCCUGAAGCCGGUCCAGCGCAUCCUCAAGUAUCACCUGCUACUCCAGGAAAUCGCUAAACAUUUUGAUGAGGAAGAGGAUGGCUUUGAGGUGGUGGAGGAUGCCAUUGACACCAUGACCUGCGUGGCCUGGUACAUCAACGACAUGAAGAGGAGGCAUGAGCACGCAGUCCGGCUCCAGGAGAUUCAGUCUCUACUCAUCAACUGGAAGGGGCCAGACUUGACCACCUACGGGGAGCUCGUCCUGGAGGGCACGUUCCGCGUGCACCGUGUGCGCAGCGAGAAGACCUUCUUCCUCUUUGACAAAGCACUGCUCAUCACCAAGAAGCGGGGAGAUCACUUUGUCUACAAGGGUCACAUCCCGUGCUCCUCCCUCAUGCUGAUUGAAAGCACCAGAGAAUCCCUGUGCUUCACCGUCACCCACUACAAGCACAGCAAGCAGCAGUACAACCUCCAGGCCAAAACAGUGGAGGAGAAACGGAGCUGGACUCACCACAUCAAGAGGCUCAUCCUGGAGAACCACCACACCACCAUCCCCCAGAAGGCCAAAGAAGCCAUCUUGGAAAUGGAUUCCUAUUAUCCCAAUCGGUACCGCCACAGCCCAGAGCGCCUGAAGAAGGCCUCCCAGGAUGAAGUGUCCACCCAUGUGCACCAGGGGCGCCGGCAGUCGGAGCCUGGUCAGCCCCUGUACAGCCGGGCAACACUCCCGAGCAGGCAGCGAGGCUUCGUGGUGCCAGGCCUUAAGGGCCGUAGAAAGUCGGAGCCAUCCAGACAUCUGCUCAGGCAACUCAGCGACAAAGCCGGAGCAGCCGGAAUGCAGCAUGCAGGUAGUGUUGGCACGCUCCUGGACUUUGGACAGCCCCCCUGCGCUCGGGGCCGGCAGUCGGAGGCUGAAGGGGCUGCCCAGGAGGAGCAGGAGGAGGAGGAGGAGGAGGUGGUGGAGGAGGAGGAGGAGGAGCAGGCCUUUCAGGUCUCCCUGGAGGACCUGGCAGGGCUUGAAGGCAGCGAGAAGGGGGCCAGGCCAGAGCCCCCAGGCUCGGAGGAGGAGGAGGAGGAGGAGGAGAGCCUGGCAGUGGCGGAGCAGGUAGCCGACUUUGCCAGCUCCCUGCUGGCCGCCCUCCACUGCUGGCACUAUCGGGCCAACGCUUUACUUUUCUCCCGGGGCGCUAUGGGGAAGGGGCACAGGGAGUCUGAAGACCCCAAGAGCUGCAGGAGGCCCAGCAGCCGAUCUCCAACCGCUGCCGAGACGUGCCUGAGCUUUGAGUCCGUGUCUUCCCUGCCGGAGGUUGAGCCAGACACUGAGUCUGGGACAGAGCAGGAGGUGUUUGCUGCCAUGGAAGGUCCCAGCACCGAGGAGACGCCCUCAGACACAGAGGCUCCGGAAGUCCUGGAAAUGCAGCUUGACACCCACCAGCUGCUGCUGGGACCGGACCCCCCGGGUGACGUGGUGGACUUCAUGGUGGUCGAGAGCACCGAGGACCCAAAGGCCCUGAGCAGUGAGGAGGAGGAGGAGGAGAUGGGGGCCGCCCACGAGCCCGAGAGCCUCCUGCCUCCCUCCGUGCUGGACCAGGCCAGCGUCAUCGCCGAGCGGUUCGUCAGCAGCUUCUCCCGGCGGAGCAGCCUGGCGCUGGAGGACGGCAAGUCCAGUGGCUUUGGGAGCCCGCGGCUGACCAGCCGGAGCAGCAGUGUGGUCAGCCUAGAGGACGGCGAGAAGGGCCCGGCCUCGCACGGCAGCACCACAGACUCCCUGGGCGCUCAGCUCCCUCCAGAAGUGGACAUCCGUGUGACAGUGGCCGCAGAGAGUGAACCUUCUGUCAACGGGACGGAGCCCCCAAGCCCAGGCUGCCCAGCGGAGCCAGACAGGUCUUCCUGCACGAAGGAAUCAAAGCUUUCUUCCCGAGACCGGCUGUUGUUGGAAAAAAUCAAGAGCUACUACGAAAAUGCAGAGCACCACGACGCAGGCUUUAGUGUCCGGCGCCGGGAGAGCCUCUCCUUCAUCCCCAAGGGGCUGGUGAGAAACUCAGUCUCCAGAAUCAACAGCCUUCCCAGGCCAGACCCGGGGCCAGCGGCUCCGCUGGGGCAUAAGAGACAGGUGGGCUCGCGGGCAGCCUCGUGGGCCCUCUUGGACCACCCAAGACCAGCGGACCAGCCAAGACCAGGCCAGGCUGGAGCUGGGGACCCAGCUCCUAUCACAGAUGCUGAGUUCCGCCCGUCUUCGGAAAUUGUGAAGCUCUGGGAGGAGAUGGAGUCUCCCAAGGGGAGCCCUCAGAAGGGGCCAGGCCAAGGCCAGGCCAAUGGCUUUGACCUGCAUGAGCCCCUCUUCAUCCUGGAGGAGCACGAGCUGGGGGCCAUCACCGAGGAGUCGGCUGCUGCCUCGCCAGAGAGCGCCUCCCCCACCGAGCCGACCAGCCCGGCCCACCUGGCCCGGGAGCUGAAGGAGCUGGUGAAGGAGCUGAAUAGCGGCGCUCAGGGGGAGCUGGUGACCCCCCUGCACCCCCGCAUCCUGCAGCUCUCCCACGUGAUGGACAGCCACAUGAGCGAGCACGUCAAGAGCAAGGUCUACCAUCUGGCUCGCCAGUACAGCCUCCGGAUCAAGAGCAAGUCGGUGACAGCCAGGCUGCCACUGCAGUGGGAGAAGGUGGCUCCCACCGUCCCCCACCUGCAGGAGGAGACUGGCGUGCCGUCGGGUGGCAGAGGGAUUCAGGCAGCUCGCUGUCUCCUCACAGGUAAGAGGAAGCCGGUGCUCUCUCUCUUCAACCAUGAGCAGUCCCCGGUCCAGGAGCACAGCCCGCCCAAGCCCAACUCUGCCAGGGAGACAUCGCCACGGCGUUUCUCCUUCAGCCCCUCAGCCACCAGCCCGAGGACCACCUCACCUGGGGCCUGGCAUGUCCCCCGAAGCCCCCUCAGCCCCUUCGACACUGAGACCUUCAACUGGCCCGAUGUCCGAGAGCUCUGCUCCAAAUACGCCUCCCAGAACCAGGCGCCCCAGGCCAAGGGCAGCCGGCCCUGCAACCUGCCCGUCAACCGGAGCCGCUCUCUGCCAGAGAACAUGAUGGAGCCGCCGCCGCCGCCGCCGCCGUCGGGCAGGGUGGGCCGCUGCUGCAGCCUGAACGCCAGGAGGGCCCCAGCGGGCCCGGAGGCCGCCCAGCCCCAGUCUGGCGGGGGGUCGCCCCCAAGUGUGCCCGUCAGAGGGGAGGCCCUGUACAUCACCGCAGACCUCACACUAGAGGACAACCGGCGGAUGGUUGUCAUGGAGAAGGGGCCCCUGCUGGGUCCCGACGCGGGACUGGAGGCGGCCAGCGGGCAGGGACCGAGCUCAGCGGCAGCCCAGGCAGGGCAAGGCCAGGAGUUCCAGGAGCGUGCAGAGUAUCGGCCUAAGGAAGAGGGUCCCAGGGACCCGGCGGACCCAAGCCAGCAGGGCAGAGUCAGGAGCCUGAGGCAGAAAUUCCAGGCCUUGAACUCUGAGUCGUGAGGGAGGGAGCAGCCGUGCUGGGGGACGGGGAGGAGCCGUGGCGUCCUCGCCCGCAGCCUGGGCUCUCCCUGCUCCCCCGAGCCCCACCCGGGGCCCUCAGAAAGGCCGCCCCUGGGAGAUGGCCCUGGGGCACCUGGAAGGGUCUUCACCUGCCCUGAACGCGCCGGUGACUUGCCACAGGCCCAGACGAGCCCCCUUGCCCUCUGAGGCCGGUGCGGCCACUUGCCUUGUAUGUAGUUCCUCUCUAGUACGAAGCCAGCUAUUUAAGCUCCUCUCUUCCCAGGGAGAGCGAGCCCUGCUCAGGCUCCCAGCGCUGCCUGGCCACGGCCAGACCAGGCGCCCACCCAGGGGACGCACGGGAAGGUGGCCUGGGGAGGCCUUGCCCCUUAACCGUGCCUUUUCAUAGGACCCCGGCAGGAACGAGCCCAUAAUUUAUUGCUUCCCAUCCUGUGGUAUGUUCGUGUGCUCACGCGCGUGUGUGAGUGUGUCCUGUUGUUGAUUCCCCUCCUGGGGAGAAUGUCGUGGACUCUGUUCAGGUACUUUUGUAGGUUGUCUUGCUGGCCCUGUGGUUGUCGCUAAUGUACACAAGUGUCAUUAUUUGCCAAUGGUGUAAUAACCACUGCUGACCCACCGACCUGUGUGUGGCCUCCUUACUGGGGUCUGGCUGGGUUGCGGGGAGUCGGGUGUGCCCAGGGCUGUCUCAGGGGAGGCGGGACGUGGGCCCGUGGCCUCUGCACGCACUCAUCUGCAGCCGUGCUCACGAAGCCCACGUCCCCAGGUGCUGGCGGGGGAGGCUGGGGCAGCAGGAUGUGUGGCGGCGGACUUGUUCUGCUGCUUUCGCUCCCACGGGCUUCUGUCUGCCCUCAGCCUGGCGUCCUGUCUGGGGCAUAGUCAGAGGGCGCCAUGCCAGCCUUUCGCUCCUCCCCCAGUGCCAGAGUCGGGCUGCAAGGGGCGGGGUAGGGGUGGAACAUUUUUCUAACAGGCAGCUAUUUCCACGUCUGGUGCCUUUUAUUCUUUCCUCCCUUCCUAGUUCCGAGGAGACACCCUAGGGGGCAGUGAUUCUCGACCUGGCGCCUAGAAGCACCUUGCGUGGCUGGCAAUAUUGGGUGAGGGCACAGGUGCAUUUUUUUUCUGGGAUGGAGCCUCAUUCUUCAUCUUGUUCUCAAAAGUGUCCGAUUCGAAAGGGGUUGUGGGAUGCUUCCCUAUUUCUAACCGGCUUUUCUGCCCCUUCUUGGUGGACCAGCCUUGUUUUGCCCUGUUUCUUCUGGCUGGGGCCUGGGAGGAGUGGGUCUGCGGGGCCGGGUGGUAGAGCUGUCUUGCAGGUCUUCUGACCUAGGAGGACGGACUCAGCCUGAAUCUAAUGAGGUCAAGGGACUAUCAGAGGCAAGUGGAGGCCUUUCCAGGGCAGAAGCCGAGCAGGGCUGGCCCAUGUUCUACCAGCUGCCCGGAAUGGUCUGUGGCCACUUGCAUGGUGGCUGAGGAGAGAACUGGCUGCCACCAGGCAAGUGUGUGAUUCUGACAAGUGGCCACACACGGGAGUGAGAGUCAGGAGACCCUGCCCUGCGUUUUAACUGGCCGGGUCACCUAAACUCUUGCUUUUCCCUCCUCUAUAAGCUGAAGGAGAUGGAUGAGUUGUUGAUUCUCAGACUCUCUGCAAGGGGUGAGGCCUGGGGAGUCGUAGCAAACACCUCCCCCAGGUGAUCCUCACACAGCCCACUAGGUUAUACCUGGGAACCCUGGAUCAGCUCUGGUUCUUACUGGCUGCCCGCCGGACUCAUCAGGGGAGGGAACUUUUUGAAAAAUGCCAAUGGCUGGGCUUCAUCCACCCAGACCAAUUGAAACUGUCCCUCUGGAGGUGAACCCCGGGCGUGUGGGUUCUGACAUUUAGAUCUCUGUCCUGAGCUCCAGGGGGAAAGGCCUGCAGCAGGCCCCCCACAGGGCAGAAUGCAUGAAUAGGCGAACCUUUCUCACGGUCUCACGUGAAGCACAGAACUUGGGUGCUGGCAGAGCUGUUCCCAUAAGACUCCAGGGACAAGCCAGAGCCUGGCUUGUCCUGUCGUACCUCUGUCUCCACGGUGGUCCUGUGUUCACAGAUGCUGCCUUGCUCACUCAACCAGUGCUCUGUGGUCCAGUUCAAAGGGUAAUAAGCCAGUCACAUAAGAAAGGGAAUAUGGAGCGUUAUUGAUUUAUUAGAAAAACUAGUAAAUGGGUGUUCUCUGGUUGGUGGAAGCACGUUUGAGCAGGUGGAGGACAAGGCCCAGCCGGCCCCAGGGCCGGCCCCAGCUUGCAUGGUCUGUGCCCGACAGGGCUGCAGGCCUCUGCAGCCGCCUCCUCCCUUGCAUCCUCCCUGAGCUUGCUUGUCCAAGGGGCCGAGCCACGGGGUCCACUGGAUCUCUGCCCCCUCCCACUGAAGGGAGGCGGGAGAUCCAGGGCCAACCUUGGGGACUCUCUUUGCCCUCCGAUAGGCAGGAAAGAGGAGUGGGGUGGAGGGGAAGCCGAGCCUCCCCCAGACCUCCUGUGUGGGUGCUGGUGGGGGAGGAAGCCCGAGGACCCUCCUUACCUCCCUCGGCCAUAGUCAGUUGAGGCCAGGGGACAAAGGGGAAGGAGAGCGGGAAGGAGGACCACCUGACCAUGCCCAGAAGGAGCUUCCUCUAAACUGCCCUGGGGAGGAAGCCUGGUAUGCUGGUGUGGACUGGAGCUGUUUGGGGAUACUGUUAAAGAAAAGACUGCAAAGUAGAAAAUGUAAGGAGGGAAAAAAGAAACCUUGCCAGGGCACCAGGAGCCCCCAUGGGGCACAGAGUCCCAAAGCUGGGUGUCUGCAGUUUCAGUCCCGUCAGCUGAGGGUCUUGGGGCCUGUGAGAUGUGGGGGAGGGGUGCGUGGGGAGCUGGCAGUGGAUGGUGGGUCACAUGCAGCCGGCCGCUGCCCUUGCCCAGUCCGGGGACCCAGGGGUGGUGAAAUCCUGGCUUUUCCUUGAGGCCCUUUCAUUCUUGGGACUUUGAAGCUGCUUGCUGAAAUUCCUCAUUUCAGGUGCUGCUUUGGCACAUGUGGAGGGGAGAGGGUGGCCCCUAGUCUCUUGGCUCCCUAAAGACUGGCCCAUGGGGACAACUGAGGGAGAUUCUUGCCACCAUCUGCACUUCAGCAAGGAACACGCUGUCUGCCCUGGAGCAGGACAUGACCUCAGAUGCACCAGGGGCCUUCUUUAUGGCCAGGUAGGUGUCAUCACCUCACUGCCUCCUGCCUUGGCUUCCCUAGGUGUAGAAAGAGGCUGGUGAGUGGUAUAGAUUAGGUUCCCUGUGGGUGCACAGAGGACCGUAGGGUUAGGUGCACAGAGGCCAGAUGAAGACCCUGGCUCCAGAAGUGGGACCAUAUGUCAGGCUCCAUCCGAGAACUCCCUCCUGUGGUUCUUGUCUGCUGAAACUGCCUUCCCUUGACGUGGUAUUGAUCUUGAGCACUCAGGGCUCCUGGGAAGGCCUCAUAACUCCAGAGGCCCAUGCCUGUGGUUUCUCCCUGAGCCUCGCCCACUUCUGGGGGAUCAUCUCAGUGUGUUUAAGGCUCCUUCCCAUGGGGAAGGUGAUGGAAACAGCCACUGCAGGCCCCAGGGACCUUUCUGGUCUGCCCAGGGGAAACACCUGCUGCCCGCAACUUAACCCCUCUUUUGGACCUAACCCCAGUUAAGAUGCUGGGCUGGAACUGUAUUGCUUUCAGAGUGGCAGAGAAAAUCCCUGUGGAACUAGUGGUCUCUUCCCUCCAGAAGCCUGACCGUAGCAGCUUGGGGAAGGCUAUCUGUGGAGAUAGAAGUUACAGGGCCCCUUUUGGCUGUGCUCAGGAUUGUAGGCUGGAUACCCAUGUGGCCCCCUGACGCGAGGCCAGGACCUUCAGGAGGAGCUAAGCAAGGGUACCUGCCACACCUUAAUGGCUGUGGCCCCAGCAUUUGUGCCAGCCAUUCAGGGUUGUUCCAUGGGUCGUAAUACCCAGGUGUGACCACAUCUGCCACCCCAAGGUGACAGGUGAUGAACUUUGCUGUCGGUCCAGCCAGCCCCCUUAGAUGGGGCCAGCUGCAGACAGGACACAUAGGGUAUUUGGCUUUGGGAUGCUCUGCUCCAGGCACUGGGGAGUCCAUCUUGUAUCUGGGUACCUGCACUGUCUCCCUCAGGGGUCCUGGGUCUGAGUGGGAUAGUGCUGGUUUGGCAGCUACUGGGGGUGCGGGGGGACCCCAGAGUGGAGGGGCAGCACCUCAGGCAGUGUGGAGACCUACCUGACUCCUUCCGGCCUGAGCCCUAAACUCUUAACUGUAGUCUUAAAAGAGGGCCGGCCUGAGCGCUUCCUGGUCCUCCUUAGCGCUGCCUGGGGUGGCAGCAAGGGGUGCUGGAGGCAGUGGGAGCCCCUUUGCCCUUGGGACCCAUCGACCUAGGAGGGUGCCCCCCUCUUUUUGUGGGAGGAGGAGCGAGGAGGGGACGCGGUGGCCCCUGAGGGGAGAGUCCCUGUUCUGAGGAGGCCGUCGUGUCCUCUGAGACCCCAGCAGCCCCUAGCCCAGAGCCACCAGAAGUCUCCUUCCUCAUGCCCUGAGGGGCAGGCUGGGCAUUUGCAGUGUCCUCGUCCCUCUCCCUUUCCCUGGCUGCCACCGAGCGGGAGGUGACCCCAAGAAAGACCUGUUUUGGGCGUGGGCAGCGUCUGAGGAACCCCAUCAGCCUCCUCCAGCUUGUGGGGGAGUGGGGCGGGAGGGGAUGGGGAGAGGAGGGCGUGGGCCUCGAAAACCGUUUCCUGCCCCCAGACCCGGAGGCCUCAGGGCCGCUGGAGCUGGGAGCCCCGUCCCUGGCGCUCGCGGCGCGCGGGGCGCCGGGGCUGCGGGCGGAGGGCGCGGAGGCGGGCGUGGGCCGGGCGGGCGAAGGCAGCUAUUGCAGGGCAGCGGGGCCCGGGGCCCGGCCGGCGACUCGGAGCAGGCAGGCGGCAGGCAGCGGCGGCCGGGCCGUGGGCAGGACGAAGACCCAGCCGAGGCGGGAGGCGCUCGGCCCCGCAUGUCCCCACGCGCUGGCUUCUUCACCCGCGGGGUGCCCGAGAGGCUACUUCUUUUUGGGGAAGAAACUGAAUCUCUUCUCCUUGUCUUUCUUGCCGAGGCUGGCGUCGGGGCCGGUGAUGGAGGGAAGGGGCAGGCUCUGUGCCUUGACGCGGAUGCUCUGGGACUCGUUGAUGGCGCUGCUCACCCCUUGCAGCCAGGACAGCAUCUCCUCCUGCAGGGUGGGAGGGUCAGGGCCCCGCAAAGGAUGGGGUGCCUCUAGGACAACAGCUUCUGAGGGAGCCUUGAGGUCAAGUGGCAUGGGUCCCUUCCACCUGCCCCUUUGUUGGUGGGGGUCUGGGCUGGGCAGCCCUGCACUUACCUCAUCCUUGCCGUGGAAGAGCCACUCACUGCCGUUGCUCAGCCUAGGAGGACAAAGGGUUUCCUGCGUGCCACCUCUGGAUCUGGUCCCCCCAGCCCCCUGAGCUUUCCCAUGACCAGAACCCUGUCAGGCAGCUCGGCACCUUCUGAGAGAGGUAAAAAAUCAGGACCACCAGCCUCCCUGAUUUGAAAAAUCCCUGAGGGGCAACUCAGGCCAGAAGCUGGUCCCACACAGUGGGCCCCUGUCUAGCCACUUAUACCAAAUCAAGCACCAGGGACACAGUGGUUAGGAAUCCGCCUGCCGAUGCAGGGGACACAGGUUCGAUCCCUGGGCCAGGAGGAUUCCACAUGCCCAGGAGCAACUAAGCCCGUGUGCCACAAUUACUGACCCUGUGCCUCUAGAGCCCACGAGCCACAACUACUGUGCAUGCGUGCCACAACUACUGAAGCUGGCACACCUAGAGCCCAUGCUCCACAACAAGAGAAGCCACCACAAUGAGAAGCCAGGGCCCCACAAUGAAUAGCAGCCCCCUCUCACUGCAACUAGAGAAAGCUCACGGACAGCAACGAAGUCCCCCCUUAAAAAAAAUUAAAUUAAAAAAAAAGAAAUACCCAAAACAAAGGGUAAGUAAAAAAAAAAAAAUCAUAAAAAGUAAAUUAUUUUUUUUUAAAAAGGCACCAGGGAAGGGGCAGUGGACAGGCGGGGCCUCACCUCAGCUUGAAGACGUGCUUCUUCUUCUUGUAGUUGGCAGCGAUCUCACAGAUGGCGUGUCUCAGAGCCAGAGGCUCCUCCCCAUGGUAGGGCACCCCCAGGGCCAGGUUCUUGGCAUCCUUGUAGAAAGUCAGCUCACUGUUCCUGAGCACACAGUACAGGUUGUUCCAGGACCUGUGAAGGUACAGAUCGGCAGGUCACCUGCAGUCCUGAUAGAGCAUCUCUAUAAUCACUUCCUAUAUAGCUUUACCAUUUUUCUUAAUUACACCAAUUUUACCCUGAUCAAUAGGAACACAUUUUACGGUUAAAACAAUUGCAAAUACAAAUCAUGUGCAUGUAAUUCCACUACCAGAAGUUAACUGUUGUUAACAUUUUAUGUAUUUCCUUCUAGUCUUUUUACUAUUUACAUAAUAGCUAAAAUUGGAUUAUAUUACAUAUUCAAUUUUAUGUCCUACUUUUAAGUUUAACACUAUAUCAUGAGUAUUUCCCCAUCCUCAAAUAUUUGAAUCCUCAAGUAUUUCUUGAAAAUAAUUUUGAAUAGCUAUAUGGUAUCCUAUCAUAUAUAAAUAAUCCCUUUAUUGGUGGACCUUUUAAUACUGGAAAUUUUAUCCACAAUUUAAAUAGCAAUAUGAUAAACAUCCUUAUGCUUUCAUCUUUGCCUGUAACUCUGAUCUUACCUUGAGAUAUAUUUCUAGAAGUAGAAUCAUUGAGUCUAAGACCAACAGUGUAAACAACUUUUCAAAGCCUUUCACCACAGCCACCAGCAUAUUUGAGUCUCACUAUAGAACUAUACCGUGACCAGAGCAGGGUUUUGUUUUGGUGGUAGUGAUAUUUUGUUUUGUUGAUGAUAUAUGCCUGGUAUACUGUACUAGCACUCUUUAAAGAAAUGUAUUUGUGCAAAUCAAGGCUCAUCUCAACUGGAAUGUUUGGUGAGAACAGCAAGCUCGUGAGCUCAUGUGUGGGCUCACCUGAGCUCCUUCCCUGACAAAUGGGGAACAUGCUGCCCUUUCACAGUAACGAGUGCUGAGAAACAUUAAGCUUUUCUUCCUCCUCUUCCUCCCUUCCGCCUCCCUCUCUUUUGAGGACAGAAAGGUGGAAAACUAGCAGGGCAUGCAGGGAGGAAGGACUGGAAGGUCAGAGAGAGAUCCUGACCCGUACACAGCUGACUGCAGAGCCAUUGCACGAAGCCCAGAUCUCUGACUCCAGCUCAGGGAUCUUUCCUCUGGCCCUCACCACCUUCUCUGAGCUCGUAGCCCAAGUAAGGCCAUUGCUAAGGAGGAGCUGUUCUUGGAGUAAAUGGACUAGUGAUUGAACCUCUCUGAGACUGUUUCCCCGUCUGAAAAGGAAAAGCUCAAUAUCACAGGGUGGUUGUAAGGCUAUUAUCAGUCCUAACAUAAUGCCUGGCACAUAGUAGGUACUUUAUAAAUGCUAGUUUCCCCUUUCCUGCAGACUCUCCAUAUAACCAAUAAACGUCUUCUGGGUGGUUGGGCCCCCCAAAUUCAUUUUUGGAAUUUGAAAUAGCUUCAGCAUGUCCCCCAGGCCAGGCUCUCUCUGUAUGCUGCCAGUUGGCCCUGGAAAUGUGGCUGGCUUCAACCUUUUUUUUUUUUUUUUUUAAAGAAAUUUUAUUGAGAUAUAAUUGACAUACAAUAAAAUGCAUAAAGUGUACAAUUUGAAAUUUAUUUUCUUAUUAGUAAUGUAUAUAUGGCAAUCCCAAUCUCCCAGUUCAUCCCACCCCACCCCCCCCUCCUUCCCCCCU